UCUUCAGGCGAAGAAACCAAAGUACAAACGGAUGAACUUCGACAUUCACCUUAACCCCGCGCAUCAAAAAUUCAGCCCGUCAUCUAGCUUUCUUUUCGUUGGCUUCUUUUAUUUUAUUAUUAAAUGAGAAAUGUGUGCUCAUUGUUAAAAAAACAAACAAACGCAAACGCUACAAAAAUUCGUAGAAUAAAAAGCGAAAAUUCCUUUCUACCGCUGCCUCCUUCGUAUGUUCCCACAAACCUCCCAGAGAUUAACAAAAUAUAUUGUGUUACUAUGUUUCACUAAAUUUUUGAAGGCUGUGGGACUUUUUGAAUCAUACGAUCUCCUAAAAGCAGUUCACAUUGUUCAGUUCAUUUUUAUAUUAAAACUUGGUACUGCAUUUUUUAUGGUUUUGUUUCAAAAGCCAUUUUCUUCUGGAAAAAGUAUUAGCAAACACCAGUGGAUCAAAAUAUUUAAACAUGCAGUUGCUGGGUGUAUCAUUUCACUCUUGUGGUUUUUUGGCCUCACUCUUUGUGGACCACUAAGGACUUUGCUGCUAUUUGAACACAGUGAUACUGUUGUCAUCUCACUACUCAGUGUUUUGUUCACUAGUUCUGGAGGAGGACCAGCAAAGACAAGAGGGGCUGCUUUUUUCAUUAUUGCUGUAAUCUGCCUAUUGCUUUUCGACAAUGAUGAUCUCAUGGCUAAAAUGGCUGAACACCCUGAAGGACAUCAUGACAGUGCUCUAACUCACAUGCUUUACACAGCCAUUGCCUUCUUAGGUGUGGCAGAUCACAAGGGUGGAGUAUUGUUGCUAGUACUGGCUUUGUGUUGUAAAGUUGGUUUUCAUACAGCUUCCAGAAAACUCUCUAUAGAUGUUGGUGGAGCCAAACGUCUUCAAGCUUUAUCCCAUCUUGUUUCUGUGCUUCUCUUGUGCCCAUGGGUCAUUGUUCUUUCUGUGACAACUGAGAGUAAAGUCGAGUCUUGGUUUUCUCUCAUAAUGCCUUUCACAACAGUUAUCUUUUUUGUCAUGAUCCUGGAUUUCUAUGUCGAUUCCAUUUGUUCAGUCAAAAUGGAAGUUUCCAAAUGUGCCCGCUAUGGAUCCUUUCCCAUUUUUAUUAGUGCUCUACUUUUUGGAAAUUUUUGGACACAUCCAAUAACAGACCAGCUUCGAGCUAUGAACAAAGCAGCACACCAGGAAAGCACUGAACAUGUCCUGUCUGGAGGAGUGGUAGUGAGCGCUAUAUUCUUCAUUUUGUCUGCCAACAUCUUAUCAUCUCCUUCCAAGAGAGGACAGAAAGGCACCCUAAUUGGAUAUUCUCCUGAAGGAACACCUCUUUAUAAUUUCAUGGGUGAUGCUUUCCAGCAUAGCUCCCAAUCGAUUCCCAGAUUUAUUAAGGAAUCACUAAAACAAAUUCUUGAGGAGAAUGACUCUAGGCAGAUCUUUUACUUCUUGUGUUUGAAUCUGCUUUUUACCUUUGUUGAGUUAUUCUAUGGCGUGUUGACCAAUAGUCUGGGUCUGAUCUCAGAUGGAUUUCAUAUGCUCUUUGACUGCUCUGCUUUGGUCAUGGGGCUUUUUGCGGCCCUGAUGAGUAGAUGGAAAGCAACUCGGAUUUUUUCCUAUGGGUAUGGCCGAAUAGAAAUUCUCUCUGGAUUUAUUAAUGGACUUUUUCUAAUGGUAAUAGCCUUUUUUGUGUUUAUGGAGUCAGUGGCUAGAUUAAUUGAUCCUCCGGAAUUAGACACACAUAUGUUAACACCAGUCUCAGUUGGAGGGCUGAUAGUAAACCUUAUUGGUAUCUGUGCCUUUAGCCAUGCCCAUAACCAUAACCAUGGAGCUUCUCAGGGAAGCUGUCAUUCAUCUGAUCACAGUCAUUCCCACCAUAUGCAUGGACACAGUGACCAUGGGCAUGGUCACAGCCACGGAUCUGCAGGCAGAGGCAUGAAUGCUAACAUGAGGGGUGUAUUUCUACAUGUUUUGGCAGACACACUUGGCAGUAUUGGUGUGAUUGUAUCCACAGUUCUUAUAGAGCAGUUUGGAUGGUUCAUUGCUGAUCCCCUGUGUUCUCUCUUUAUUGCUAUAUUAAUAUUUCUCAGUGUUGUUCCACUGAUUAAAGAUGCCUGUCAGGUUCUACUUUUGAGACUGCCACCAGAAUAUGAAAAAGAACUACAUCUUGCUUUAGAAAAGAUACAGAAAAUUGAAGGAUUAAUAUCAUACCGAGACCCUCAUUUUUGGCGUCAUUCAGCCAGUGUUGUGGCAGGAACAAUUCAUAUACAGGUGACAUCAGAUGUGCUGGAACAAAGAAUAGUACAGCAGGUUACAGGAAUACUUAAAGAUGCUGGAGUAAACAAUUUAACAAUUCAAGUGGAAAAAGAGGCAUACUUUCAACAUAUGUCCGGCCUAAGUACUGGAUUUCAUGAUGUUCUAGCUAUGACAAAACAAAUGGAGUCCAUGAAAUACUACAGAGAUGGUACUUACAUCAUGUGAGAUAACUCAAGAAUUACCUGUGGGAUAUGAACAAUGAAGAUUAAUUUACUCGGUAUUUAUAUUGCCAGAAGGAAGAAAAUUGCACAUAAUUGUACAGAAACAUUUGCUGUAUUCAAAAAAAAAUUCUAAAGCUCCCUGCUAUUGGAUCAAGGAAUCUUUCUUAAAGGAAAUUUAAAUACAGAAUGAAGCAUUAAUUGUACAAGUAAAAUAAUUACUUGAAUUAUGUGUAUAACAUGAAUCUUAAAAUUUGAGUGAACAUGAUGUAUCGCAUCAUCUUCAAAAAUGAACAUAUAAUGAUGGAUUCUAGUGAAGACCAAAAUUACUUGUGUGUUUACUUUCUGUCAGAAAGCAUCUCCAUUGUAAAUAAUGUAUUUACAUGUUUAUUACAAAGACCCAAAUGAAAAAUUUUUAGUCAAUUUUUUGCAUAGCCCUAGGAUAAAAUAGGAAUAAAAGUUCUAUAUUUAUGGAUUUUCUGUAUAUAAAACUGGUUUCUAAUUAUAACUUAAAUCCAUUAAGUAAAAGCUGUAUUGCCACUUUAAAUGUAAACUAAAUUAUUUGGGAGAAACCAACCACUGAAAUGAGACAAGCAGUGAGAAUAGGGAAGUAUAACAUUAUUGAUGUAUUACAAAAACCAACCACUCUGUAAAAUAAAUUUUUUUACUUUUGGUAAUAUU
Lutra lutra (Eurasian river otter) is the source of this 3138-nucleotide messenger RNA. It is a transcript of the gene SLC30A5, whose product is annotated as solute carrier family 30 member 5. The record is from RefSeq and is a predicted model, not a curated record. NCBI's taxonomy places the organism in Eukaryota, Metazoa, Chordata, Mammalia, Carnivora, Mustelidae. The transcript has 16 exons. Gene Ontology annotation, cellular component: Golgi apparatus; membrane. Gene Ontology annotation, molecular function: zinc ion transmembrane transporter activity. Gene Ontology annotation, biological process: transmembrane transport; zinc ion transport; intracellular zinc ion homeostasis. Bases 227 to 2464 code for a protein of 745 amino acids.